Messenger RNA from Neltuma alba, 974 nucleotides. RefSeq names its product acyl-CoA-binding domain-containing protein 3. Gene Ontology annotation, molecular function: fatty-acyl-CoA binding. The record is from RefSeq and is a predicted model, not a curated record. The annotation marks the transcript as partial. Gene Ontology annotation, biological process: fatty acid metabolic process. Lineage: Eukaryota; Viridiplantae; Streptophyta; Magnoliopsida; Fabales; Fabaceae. The transcript has 3 exons.
GGACCGACACCUAAUUGCACAGUGAGGAUGCAACACAGAAUAUACCUUCCUCUUGAAUGCGAAAUUCUUUUCUUCUCUCGGUGAUUCCCAUCGUCUCUAUACCCCAGUUCGCAUUCCAAUACAGACUGCUUUUCUCCCUCCAUCUCUGUAUCCCUCUCAUCCAGCAAGCCAUGGAACUUUUGUGGGAGUUUGCUCUGACUCUAGUUGUUUCUUUUCUGCUUCCGUCAAUUUUCUUUAAGCUCUUCUCUGUUGCUUCCAGUGAUGACGUAGACGAUAAAGUGGCCAUGGCUUCUCGCGAUCAUGGGGUUCCAUCAGAUGAUAUUCGCAAAACAGAGGAGGUUGUUCUGAUCGCUAGAAACUACGAAGAAUUUAAAGGUGAAUCAAUUGUCGGCAAGCUGUUGGAGGCGAAUUGCGGAUCCCCCAAAAUACAUGAUGCCAAGAAGAUUGAUGAGAACGGAGUUUUCAGUGGAAUUGAAGCUGUGGAAUCAACAGAGAAUCAUGUUGAUGAAAGCAGCCAGAGGAGUCAGGCAAGCGAAGUGGAUGAAGAGAUUGAGAUCUCGAACCCGGAUUACGAUGGGAAUUGCAAUGAGAUUGAUGAGUCUAGUAAGAAGGGAACGGAUGACGAAGAAAGGGAAGAAUGGUUGGAAGAGGAUGAUUGGGAGGGAAUAGAGAGUACUGAAUUGGAGAGGCUUUUUGGUGCUGCAGUUUCGUUUGUUGAAUCCAAGAGCAAUGCUAACCGAAUAGCGAAUCUUGGCAACGAUGUAAAGAUGCAGCUAUAUGGAUUUCACAAGAUCGCCACUCACGGGCCUUGCCAGAAACCUCAGCCAAUGGCACUGAAUUUUUCCGCCCGAGCUAAAUGGAAUGCUUGGCAGCAACUUGGGGUUAUGAGUCAAGAGCAAGCAAUGGAGCAAUAUGUCACUGUUCUUUCAAAUAAGAUUCCUGAUUGGAUGCCAGAAAAUUCCAUUGCAAAAGAU